AUGCGGAUUUUAUCCACUUUUUUCGCCGUAAUAUUCAUGUUUAUCAAUCCCUGCAUGAUAUACAAAGUGGUCAGCGAGCUCGACUCUUUUUUCUCUAAUCGAUUACCACAAAAACUAAGUGUUCGGAUAAUCGAUACUCUGUGUGCCUACGCUUCUGACAACAAUCUCACCACAAAAAUACGUUUAUCUGUAUACAUAGGAGUCAUACUGUUAAUUUUGCUGCAUCUAAUGCUUACAUGUCUCUGCCUUUAUGGGACGUAUGCUUCCCGACCAGCAUUUAUGCGACCGUUCAUCUUCGAUGUUGUUAUUAGUUUUGCAGUGCUGUUACUUUUUGUUUGUUUCUGCAUACUGAUUAGCUGGCAGCUAACUUCAAGGGACUACACUUCCAGCGAAGACAUUAAAGGAGUGUAUCUAAGGAAAGCAUAUGUUGGUGCAGCCUUUCUGCUCCCAUACUUAGGAUGGGUGAUUGUGUCGAUAAUGGCAUACCUGGAUACAAAGAAACUCCAUGCAGACUUCAUGUACUGGGUCGUAGAGGAAAAGAUAAACAUGAAAGCUAAUGCGUCGUCGGAUUUGAGAUCAGACAGAUCAUCAAAAGGCUCAAGAACGUCAAGAGUCAGUAGCCAUACAUCCCACCGCAGCACUGGAUCUACGCUGCAGCAAAUGAAAUCAGCAAGUGUGGACGUGGUCGAAACACGGGUUGCCGUUGCUAGAACUAAACUAUCUGUUCCGCUAUGA
This is a messenger RNA of Necator americanus (New World hookworm), 735 nucleotides long. RefSeq lists its product as uncharacterized. Lineage: Eukaryota; Metazoa; Nematoda; Chromadorea; Rhabditida; Ancylostomatidae. The coding region runs from base 1 to 735 and encodes 244 amino acids. The transcript has 6 exons. The record is from RefSeq and is a predicted model, not a curated record.